This is a messenger RNA of Poecilia latipinna (sailfin molly), 7929 nucleotides long. Its product is annotated as mucin-5AC-like. Gene Ontology annotation, cellular component: extracellular matrix. NCBI's taxonomy places the organism in Eukaryota, Metazoa, Chordata, Actinopteri, Cyprinodontiformes, Poeciliidae. Gene Ontology annotation, molecular function: protein binding. Bases 16 to 7647 code for a protein of 2543 amino acids. The record is from RefSeq and is a predicted model, not a curated record. The transcript has 48 exons.
GACAACUGAGGAACCAUGAGAGGAGUCAUGCUCCUUCUAGAAUGGGCGCUACCAUGGCUCAUUCUAAGCCUUGGACUACCUGCAGCCUCCUCUGCAGAAGAUCAAAAAGUGGGAAAAAUGGCAGUGAUUAAAGAAGUGAGAGGCUCCCACAUCAACCAGUUCUGCAGCACAUGGGGGAACUUCCUUUACAAGACUUUUGAUGGGGCUUUCUUCCACUUUCCCUCCACCUGUAACUACAUCUUUACAUCCCAGUGUAAGGGCAGCUAUGAGAGUUUCAAUAUUCAGCUCCAGCGACAGGAAGUGGACGGGGAAAUCUCCAUCACCAGAAUUCUGAUGAAACUGGAAGGGAUUGUGGUGGAGUUUGCCAACACUUCCGUUAUGGUCAUGAAUAAACCUGUCUCCAUACCAUUCAGUCAGGGUGGCAUUUCAAUUAAGGAAACCAUGUCCUAUAUUAAAGUUGAAGCUAAUUUGGGUCUGACAUUCAUGUGGAAUCAAAAGGACUCCCUCUGGGUGGAGCUGGAUGCCAAAUUCAAGAAUCAAACUUGUGGCCUGUGUGGGGACUUCAAUGAAAUCAAGCUUUAUGAUGAGUUUGUCCAGUCAGAGGCUUCCAUAAGUCCUGAAGAAUAUGCGUUGAACUGGAAAGUUGAUAGUCCCACUGAAACUUGUAAAGUGGUUUCUUCCGGGGCUAAUAAGAAUUGCACAGAUGGGAAAAAACUCUGCAAGAAGUUGCUGUCAGGACCUGAAUUUAAAAGCUGUCGCAAACUAAUUGACUCCGAGUCCUUCAUGGAAGCCUGUGUGGAAGACUUCUGUUACUGCAAAAGCAACAGCAGUGCAUGCUUGUGUUCGACUGUGUCUGAGUACGCCCGACAGUGCGCCCAUGCAGGUGGACAGCCAAAGCAGUGGAAGACAAAACAACUGUGUGAAAAAACAUGUCCUUUCAACAUGGAGUAUAAGGAGUGUGGCAGUCCCUGUAUUGACACCUGCAAAUACCGGCAGAAAAGUGAGCUGUGUGAUGAGCACUGCAUCGACGGAUGCUUCUGUCCUCCUGGUACAAUCUUUGAUGAUAUCUCAGAAAGUGGAUGUGUUCCUGUUGAGCAGUGCCCAUGUUUCCACAAAGGCGAGACGUACAACACUGGGGAAUCAACCAUGAUGGCGUGUAAAAACUGCACCUGUUCAAAGGGUGAGUGGAGCUGUGUAGAUGCAAACUGUCCUGCUGUCUGUUCCAUCAGAGGAGGCUCUCACUUCUCCACCUAUGAUGAUAAGACAUACAAUUUCCAUGGAAAAUGUUCCUAUGUUUUGUCCAAGGUUGAAGACAAUGCUUUUACUGUGCUUGGUGAUUUCGACAAAUGUGAAAGGUCUGAUAAAUCAACUUGUCUGUCUGCCAUCACUCUGCUGUAUCAAAAUCACACGAUAAUUGAAGUUAAAGACAAAAAUGAAGUCUCAUAUAACCAUCAGGUCUUUGAGCUUCCUUUUUUCCUGGAUGACAUUACAAUCUUCCGUCCCUCUACAUUCUUUACCAUAAUCCACACAACCUUUGGACUUGAUCUCGAGAUUCAGGUUGUACCAAUUGUGCAGCUCUACAUCAGAGCCGAUGUCUCCCUGAAGAGUAAAGUUAUGGGCCUUUGUGGAGAUUUCAAUGAUAACUCAGAAGAUGACUUCAAAACUACAAGUGGACUUCCAGAAAGAACACCAGUGGCCUUUGCCAACACAUGGCGGGCCAAACCAACUUGUUCAGAUGUAAAAAAUGACCUUGCAGACCCCUGCAGUUUAAGCAUUGACAAGAACAAAUUUGCAAAAACCUGGUGCUCCCUCCUGUCAGACACAAAUGGGAUUUUUUCACAUUGCCAUUCUAAAAUAGACCCAGAAGAGUACUUUGCUACUUGCAUGUAUGACACUUGUGCCUGUGAAAACAGCGAGGACUGCAUGUGUGCCGCCUUGUCCUCAUAUGUCCAUGCAUGUGCUGCUGAAGGUGUAUUCCUGAAAGGCUGGAGAAAAGAUGUUUGCAGCAAAUACACAGAAUGCCCUUCGACACUUGUGUACAAUUACAAAAUGACGCGCUGCGGUCGAACUUGCCGCUCUCUGAGUCAGUCGGACGUGACUUGCAAGGUUGAGGUUACCCCAGUUGACGGCUGUGGUUGUGCUAAAGGAUAUUUUCUAAACGAGGAAGGAGUUUGUGUAUCAGCUUCAGAGUGCUCCUGUCAGGCAGGAAACACAGUGGUACAGCCUGGGGAGACGGCCAGUGUGCAAGGACGAACAUGCACCUGCCACGCUGGAAAAUUUAUUUGUAAAGGAGAGCCAGUAUCUAAGUCAUGCACCAGUCCCAUGGUUUUCUUCAAUUGCUCCAAAGCAAAGUCAAAGGAAAAGGGGUCAGAGUGUCAGAAGAGCUGCAACACAUUGGAUGCUGAAUGUGUGAGUUCACAGUGCGUCUCAGGGUGUGUGUGUCCCAAUGGCCUGCUGUCAGAUGGGAAAGGAGGCUGUGUAGAAGAGGAAGACUGUCCCUGCCCCCAUGAUGGAAAAUACUAUAACCCAGGAGAAAAAAUCCAAGUGGAUUGUAAUACAUGCACAUGCAAAAACAGGAAAUGGCAAUGCACAGAAAAUGACUGUGGUGGGACCUGCACCAUAUAUGGAGAGGGACAUUAUAUUACUUUUGAUAACAAGAAAUUUGCCUUUAAGGGGGAUUGUGGCUACAUCUUUUCUCAGGAUUAUUGUGGAGACGAUGUGAAUGGCACCUUCAGGGUCCGGACUGAAAACAUCCCAUGUGGUGAAAGCAUUUGCUCCACCAGUAUUAAACUCUACUUGGGGAUGAAAGAAAUUGUUCUGUCAGACGAAAGUAUCAAAGUUAUCAGUCAAAGCAAAGGGAUUGACAUACCUUUUAAAGUCCACACUAUGGGUAUAUAUGUCGUCAUUGAGGCAAAUAAUGGCCUUCUUCUCAUCUGGAAUAAGAAAACAACAAUCAUGAUCAAACUCAGCUCCACAUUCAAGGGCAAAGUCUGUGGCCUGUGUGGAAAUUAUGAUGGGGCCAUCAAGAAUGAUUUCACUACCAGAAGCAACGAAAUUGUAGUUAAUCCAACAGAGUUUGGAAACAGCUGGAAACUGUCAUCCUCCUGCUCAGAUGUAAACACCACACUGAACCCGUGUGCUCUGUACUCUCACAGACGAGCAUGGGCAGAAAAACACUGCAACAUUAUCAAAAGUGAAGUGUUUACUUCCUGCCAUGACAAGGUGGAGCCAGAACAGUACUAUGAGGCUUGUGUGGCAGAUACGUGUGCCUGCAACACGGGAGGAGAUUGUGAGUGUUUCUGCUCAGCUGUAGGAGCAUAUGCAGAAGCAUGCAAUGAGGCUGGAGCCUGUGUGAAGUGGAGAACCCCCACCAUCUGCCCUCUGUUCUGUGACUAUUACAACCUUGAUGGAGAGUGCGAGUGGCACUACGCUCCAUGUGGAAAGUCAUGCAUGAAGACAUGCAGGAAUCCUUCAGGGAAAUGCUACAAUAAACUUCCACCACUGGAAGGGUGUUAUCCAUCAUGCCCUCGGGAGCAGCCUUAUUUUGAUGAAGCUAGCAUGAAGUGUGUGUCUGAGAAAGAGUGCGGCUGCUAUGAUGAAGAUGGAAACCAUUACAAGGAUGGAGAGUCAAUAUCUGCAAAUUGUCACAAGUGUUCUUGCUCUUCAACACAGCUGACAUGCAUUUAUGAUUUGAAUGCUUGCACCUGUGUCUACAUGAAUGAAACCUACAAAUAUGGCGAUACAGUCUUUGAAACACAUGAUGGAGAUGGAACCUGCAUCUCGGGUGUUUGUGGACCGAACGGAACCAUAGUAAAAAUGGCACCAUGCAUACGUACACCAACAACAACACCUUUUACAUUUACCACAACUGCAAGUACUACAGAACACCCUGUAACUACAACUGCACCUAUUCCAACACUCACAACUCAAGCAGUAACAUCAAUUCUGACUUUUUCAACUUCAAGAGUUUCCACAAGAUCUAAAACUACAACUGUGCCUUUGUCCUCCUUAAAUCCAUCUUCAUCAACAUCUACAGUCACUGAAAGCUCCAAAACUGAAAUAGUAUCAACCACAACACCUUACAUAGAGACACCUACCCCAACAAGAGAGACUGAAACAUCCACAGUCACAACAGCUCCAAUUGAAAGUACUACCACUACACCCGAAACAUCUACUACAUCACCCAGUGACUGCUAUAUUUGCAAGUGGUCAAAUUGGAUUAACAAUGACUACCCCGGACACAACAGAGAUGGAGAUUAUGAAAGAUUAGCAAACAUUUCUGAUCCGGAUUUGAGUGUUUGUAGAAAACCACUACAAAUUCAAUGCCGAUCCAAACUUUUAAAAGAUGUGCCUUUAAAAGAUUUAAAUCAAAAUGUAAUCUGUAGCCCUAAAGAUGUACUAAUCUGUCAUAAUAAGGAUCAAACACCUCCACAAUGUUAUGAUUAUGAAAUUCGGAUACAAUGUUGCACUUACAAAGACAUGUGUGAGCCUAGCACAACAACAAUUCAUUCAGAAACACCAAUCACAACGCCAGGCACUAACGUACCGUCACCCACAACAACAGCAAUAGAAACAUCCACAACACCUCAAAAACAAACUACAAUCUCAACUACUGGCACUACAAAACCUGAAACCACUAAAAUAAUUACAGAAAAAGUCUCCACAACACCUCACAUAAAGACACCUACCCCAACAAUGGAGACACGAAAACCCACAACAAUAAUUACACCAAAACCUACAACGCCUCAUGUAGAAACUACAGUUAUUUUCUCUACAAAACCUGAAACCACAAAAAUAAUUACAGAAAAAGUCUCCACAACACCUUACAUAGAGCCACCUACCCCAACAAUGGAGAGUGAGAGAACCACAACAAUGUUUAAAGAAACUUCCACAACACCUCAUAUACAAAUAGUAACCUACAGCACUAAAAAACCAGAGACUGGACCUGUAAUUAUAGGCACAACAACUACAACACCUACCCCAACAAGAGAGACUGAAAAGCCCACAACUACAAUUGUCACUGAAAAAUCUACAACACCUCAUGUAGAAACUCCAACCCCAGGAAUUGUAGAAACAUCUAGCACCACCAUCACUGGAAAACCCACAACAUCAGAAAGCACUGCAAGUCAGUCAACUACUGUGAUAAUAACAGAGAAGCACAGUGUUGAAACUACAACUGGCAGAACAACUUUGUGCUCUUGCAAAUACAUGAAUCAGAUUUUCUCACCUGGUACCUUCAUGUACAACAAGACUAAUGGAGAUGGCUAUUGUUUCACUGCAUACUGCAGUUUGAACUGUAGUGUUGAAAAGCAUGCCAGACCGUGUCACACAACAAUUCCACCAAGUCCUCCAGCUACCACAAAGAAGGCUAAACCUACAACACCUGCUAUGACAGACUGCCCAUUUCUUACACCACCGAGAAAGGAUGGAGAAUCCUGGAGUUCAGACAAAUGCACCAAAAGCACUUGUGAGAAAGGAAAAGAGGUCAAAACAUAUGCAUCAUGUAAUCCAGCACCCAUACCAGCUUGUGACAACGGUUUUCAACCUGUUAAGGUUUUUGAUGAAGGAGGCUGCUGUUUUCAGUAUGAGUGCAAAUGUCUUUGUACAGGCUGGGGAGAUCCCCAUUACAAUACAUUUGAUGGCCAAUACUACAGUUUCCAGCACAACUGCACAUAUGUCUUGGUCAAAGAGAUAAUUCCCAAAUACAAUUUAAGAAUUCUUAUUGACAAUGAAAACUGUGAUCCUUCUGGAACUGUGACGUGCCCCAAAGCUUUGAUUGUAUAUUACAAAAACUAUGAAGUAACUCUUACACAGACGAGAAUCCCAAAAACUGAGAAUUUGAUAUAUGUUGAUGGAAAGAAAGUGACUCCAACCUACUCAAAUAAGGACUUCAUUAUUACAAGCACAGGAAUUCAGAUGGUUCUUAAAAUCCCACAGAUAGAAGGCGUUGUUUCAUUCACAGGGCUUCUGUUCAGUAUUGACUUGCCAUUUUCACUUUUCCACAACAACACAGAAGGACAGUGUGGCUACUGCGACAAUAACAAGAAAAAUGACUGCAGGUUACCAAAUGGCAAAAUUCAUCCAUUAUGCUCUGAGAUGGCAUUUGACUGGCGUGUAAAUGAUACGAAAAAACCAUACUGUGAGUCCAUGCCUUCGCGACCUCCUCCAAUAACAGAGCCACCGAAACCAGCAUGCAAUCCUGCCCUCUGUGAAAUCAUAAAGCACGAGAUGUUUAAGGACUGCCACAAAAAAAUUGCGCCCAGUUCAUAUUAUGAAGCUUGUAAAUUUGAUGUUUGCCACAUGCCAAAUUCCACCGUGGGCUGCACCAGUCUGGCGGCAUAUGCCAUGAUGUGUGCUGAAGCAUCUGUCUGCAUAGACUGGAGGAACCUGACCAAAGGAGAGUGCAACUACAAAUGUCCACCAAAUAAAGUAUACAAGGCCUGUGGGCCAAGUAUUGUUGAAACGUGCAAUGCAGGAUACAACAAUAAACUCAAACAGCAGUGUGCAGGAGAAGAAGAUACUUGCAAUGGAUUAGUGGAGGGAUGUUUCUGCCCUGAGGGGAAGAUGUUGUUUGAUUCAGGCUCCGAUACCUGUGUCUCAUCCUGUUGCUCUGGACCUGCUGGUGAACCUAAACAGAUUGGUGACACAUGGAAAAGCGGCUGCCAGCAAUGCAAGUGUGACAAAGAUUCUCUGAGUGUUAAGUGUGAGCCUCUAGUUUGCCCGACACAAGAACCAAUACAGUGCACAGAGGAUGGCGAGGUGUUGGUAAACCGAACGGUUAACUGCUGCCAGGAACUGACGUGUGAGUGUGAUAAAAACCACUGUUCAUCACCAACACAAAAGUGUAAUCUUGGCUUUGAGUUAACUGUCAAAGUUUCCAAUGAAAGCUGCUGCCCGGUCUUCACCUGUGAACCAAAAGAUGUAUGCGUCUACAAUGACACAGAGUACAAGCCAGGUACAAACUUUUCAAACAACCCAUGUGAACACUGCCACUGCACCAACAAACAGGAUCCAAAGACUAAGCUGAACACCGUAGAGUGUCAGCAAAUACAGUGUAACAUCAUUUGUAAAGAGGGUUACGUGCAUGUGGAUCAGCCUGGAGAAUGCUGUGGAUCAUGUAAACAGACGCACUGCAUUUUUGAUGUCCCUGGUUUGAACUCACCAGUAGUUCUUAAGCCUUCACAGUCGUUUUCACCACCAAAUGACAACUGCACCCAAUAUGAUUGUCAGAAGGUGAAGGAUGAAUUCCUGGUUAUCAGAAACCAAACUAUGUGUCCGGCAUUUGAUCCAGAAAACUGUGUUCCAGGAACAGAAACAAGUGACAUGAAUGGAUGCUGCAGAACCUGUACACCUCGCUACAACUGUGAGCUUCACAAGAACACCACCAAACUGUACGCAAACAACUGCGUGUCAGUCGAGCCGGUGGAGUUCACAUCCUGUGGGGGAACCUGUGACUCAUCCUCAUCUAUGUACUCAGUGGAGACCAACAAACUCAUGCAUUCUUGUACCUGCUGUCGAGAGGUUGCUACCACAAAGAAAGACGUGUUGAUGAAGUGUUCAGAUGGCAGCAUAAUGAAACAGGCAAUCACUUUAAUUGAAAAGUGUGGCUGCCAAGCUGUUGAAUGUAAAGAGUGGGGCAAACGUUGACGGGACACACGAUUAAGGCAAACGAUGGAAAUUUAAACUCUUUAGGGGAAACAGAUUAAUACUUGUUUACAAACUCUAUGGGUGCUUUCAUGCUUUGGAAUACGCAGCUCUGUGGGUCGAACUGAUCCAAAAAUAUUUUUAAAAGCAUGUGCUUAUCUGGUAAUUUUCUAUAGGGUGAAAUGGCUUUGAAUGUAUAUUCAUCUUUUGAGUAAUAGUAAAUUGCUUUAUCUGCUGUUUCAAACUUCUGUCUUUGGUUCAAUAAAUUUCUAAUUCAUCAAUGAA